Messenger RNA from Saccharomyces cerevisiae S288C, 618 nucleotides. RefSeq lists its product as uncharacterized. NCBI's taxonomy places the organism in Eukaryota, Fungi, Ascomycota, Saccharomycetes, Saccharomycetales, Saccharomycetaceae. The transcript has a single exon. Gene Ontology annotation, cellular component: membrane. The record is from RefSeq and is marked reviewed. Bases 1 to 618 code for a protein of 205 amino acids.
AUGCAACGUACGAGGGAAUUGGAAUCGAGUGUCGCAAUAGACCAAACUGAAGUACCCCGAUCUAGAUUUUUUAUAAUGGUUAAAAAAUUAUCAAGAGUUGCCGAUAUCGUCUAUAUAGUUGACACAUUUCUAAUUCCGCCAUUGCAUCCUUUAAAGAAGCAGCAUCCAAAAGUUGCAAAGUUUUUGAAGGUACAACUUGUCUUUGAUUUGAUAUCACUGUUUAUUUUUGCUACGCACCAACUCCUACUGCUAGAAGAUGGUAACUUUGGGAAGCACUACUUCAAAAGGAAAACAAAACGGUGCUCGAAAUUUUCGUGCUCUCGCUGUAAUGCAAACGCUCACCACCCCAAGUGGUUCAAAUUCAAACAUUCACUCCUAUGUCUAGGAACGUUCUGUUUUGGGGUUUAUUCGUUGGUAAAGAUUAAUAAGUUCUUUAAAACUGAUCAGACUGUUGAUCUAAACAGACUCUUAGAGCUAUUCUUUUGGCAACUUAAUGCAAUUCUUAAUAUGAAGUUAUUCGCCUUUUACGGGGACCAUUUAGAAUCACAUAGUGCGCCUCUUGAUGUGUAUGAGGAUUCUUUUGCAAACAAAUCAUCGUCAGGCGGUGACGAGGUUUAA